Molecule: messenger RNA, 1742 nt
Organism: Monopterus albus (swamp eel)
Lineage: Eukaryota; Metazoa; Chordata; Actinopteri; Synbranchiformes; Synbranchidae
Gene: ndrg3a
Product: ndrg family member 3a
Exons: 14
Coding region: 369-1361 (330 amino acids)
Source: RefSeq, a predicted model, not a curated record
GUGGCUGGAUGUACGGACGCGCUGUGACUACCAAGUACAAACUGCAGUCUCACUCUCCUCCCCCUCUGUCUCCUUUCCUGCUCUCUUUCCCACCUCUUGUCUCUGUCUUUCUCUUGCUCUCUGCACCUUAUCCAACCCCCACUCUUUAGCUUCCAUUCAGAUCAUUUACCCAUCUCUUCUUCACUCCGUCUGCUGUGUCGUUCUGCCUUCCACUCUUGCUUGUCGCUGCUGCUCUACCCGCCUCACCCUACAUCCUUCCCUUCCUACCAACACUCCCUGCCUCCUCCUCCGCCUCCUGGAGAUCCUCAAAGCUGCCCAGCAAACACUUGCACAGAGCAUAACACACUUCUCUCCUGCGUGGAAAAAACAUGUCAUCUAUUUUGGACCUGGACCAGAUUGCAUGCUCUGGGAAUGGAGUGGAGCAUGACAUUGAGACUCCCCAUGGCGUUCUCCAUGUGACAAUGAGAGGUGUUCCCAAAGGCAACAGACCUGUCAUCCUCACCUAUCAUGACAUUGGCCUCAACCACAAGUCGUGCUUCAACACCCUGUUCAACUAUGAGGACAUGCAGGAGAUCACGCAGCACUUUGCAGUGGUUCACGUGGAUGCGCCCGGCCAGCAGGAGGGUGCACCCCCGUUCCCCACCGGCUAUCGCUACCCGACCAUGGAUGAGUUGGCUGAAAUGCUGCCCUCUGUGAUGACACAGCUCAAGGUACACAGUUUGAUCGGCAUCGGCGUGGGAGCAGGAGCAUACAUCCUCACCCGCUUCGCGCUGAACAACCCCGCCCUGGUGGAAGGGCUGGUUCUGAUCAAUAUCGACCCAUGUGCUGAAGGCUGGAUUGACUGGGCAGCUUCAAAGCUCUCUGGAUGGACCAGUAAUUUGGUGGAUAUCGUCAUGGCUCACCACUUCAGCACUGACGAGCUGACAGAGAACCAGGAGCUGAUCCAGACCUACCGUCUCCACAUCGCCCAGGACAUCAACCAGGACAACCUGGCCCUCUUCUGUGGCUCCUACCAAUACCGUCGGGACCUGGAGAUCGAGCGGCCUGUCGUAGGCCUGAAUGAGGACACAGUCAACACACUAACGUGCCCUGCUUUGCUCGUGGUUGGUGACACAUCACCUGCUGUGGAGGCUGUGGUGGAGUGCAAUUCUAGGUUAAAUCCAACAAAGAGCACACUGCUGAAGAUGGCCGAUUGUGGAGGUCUGCCCCAGGUCGUGCAGCCAGGGAAACUUGCCGAGGCCUUCAAGUACUUUGUUCAGGGCAUGGGCUACAUUCCCUACGUUCUACUCAGUCACCUGAACAACGAAUCAGGUACUGGGUUCUUAAGCAGCUGCCAGGCUUUGAACCUAAUGGGCUCAUAACAGUCUCCGGUGGAUGAAUGUCAAUGUAUGCAGAAAUCCUCCAGACAGCACUGUUUCAUGUUGUUUUCAACUGCAGCUCAGAGUUCUGGACACACUCAGUGUGUUAAACCCAGUGAGAUUGUUGUGCAUACUUUGACACAGGGAUUCAGUUUUUCCUAUUAGCAUGGUUUCUGUUGUGUUGCAUGACCUGCUGGUGUUGCUUCCUGUCAGUUGAGUUGGAUUGCAAACGCUGUAUUACAUUCAUAGUUUUCUUCAGUGGACAUAUGCAAUAAUUUUGUGUCACACAUUUUUUUUUUUAUUUGUUUAGUCUCCAUGGUUGAGAAUUAUUUGCAUGGGAAGCGCUUUUGUUGUUGUCAUAUCCGAGGAUAUGCUGAACGAGUG